Molecule: messenger RNA, 1169 nt
Organism: Exserohilum turcica Et28A
Lineage: Eukaryota; Fungi; Ascomycota; Dothideomycetes; Pleosporales; Pleosporaceae
Exons: 4
Coding region: 49-993 (314 amino acids)
Biological process (GO): mitochondrial phosphate ion transmembrane transport
Cellular component (GO): mitochondrial inner membrane
Molecular function (GO): phosphate transmembrane transporter activity
Source: RefSeq, a predicted model, not a curated record
CCGCCUGUCAUUUUUGUGUCGCUUCACGCAAUCAACACCACCUUCACAAUGGCCGCUGUUGCUCCUGCUGCCACCGCCCAGCAGGUGGUGGUUACCAAACCCCAAGGCUUUGACCUUUACUCUCGUUUUGCUCUUGCAGGUGCCAUGGGUUGUUCCAUAACCCACGGUGCAUUUACUCCAGUCGACGUUGUAAAGACCAGGAUCCAGCUCGACCCUGCCACGUACAACCGUGGCAUGAUUGGCGGUUUCCGUCAGGUUAUCCAAAAUGAAGGUGUUGGCGCUCUUGCAACUGGCUUUGGCCCUACCUGUGCUGGUUACUUUAUGCAAGGAGCGUUCAAGUUUGGAGGUUACGAGUUCUUCAAGCAAAAGUCCAUUGACGUCCUUGGUCUUGAGAAGGCCCGCGAGAACCGCGCGCUCGUCUACUCCGUGUCUGCUGGUUGCGCCGAGUUUUUCGCCUCAGUUGCCCUCUGCCCUCUGGAGGCUACCCGCAUCCGUCUUGUCUCGACACCUGGUUUCGCCAACGGCCUAGUGGGAGGAUUCGGAAAGAUUCUCAAAAACGAGGGUGUUGGUGCCUUUUACUCUGGAUUCGGCCCAAUCCUUUUCAAACAGGUCCCUUACACAAUCACCAAGUUUGUUGCCUUUGAAAAGAUUGCCGAGACCAUCUUUGACAUGUUUGACAAGAAGUCCAUGUCUUCCGGUGCCCAAACCACUGUCAACUUGGGAUCUGGUCUUCUUGCUGGUUUCGCUGCUGCUAUUGUUUCCCAGCCUGCAGACACUAUGCUGUCUAAGAUUAACAAGACCAAGGGUCUGCCUGGAGAGAGCACCGCCUCUCGCCUCAUCAAGAUUGCUGGCGAGCUUGGUCUUCGUGGAUCCUUUGCUGGUCUGCCAACCCGUCUUUUCAUGGUCGGUGGACUGACUGCUGGUCAAUUCGCAAUCUACGGUGACAUCAAGAAGGCUCUGGGUGCUUCUGCUGGUGUUGAGAUUGCAAAGUAAGGAAGAAGCUACUACUAUCAGUUUCAAUGGUUGGAUUUAGAAAAGUUAGUCCAGUCACUACAUAGACGUACGCAUGCUUGAUACCCAAAGCACUGCGCAUGAACCAGUAUAGAUCUCGCAGAUUUGUUUGCUGUUAGACACCUUCUAUCAUCACAAUAUUCAAACAUCAAUCUUCC